Molecule: messenger RNA, 2399 nt
Organism: Talpa occidentalis (Iberian mole)
Lineage: Eukaryota; Metazoa; Chordata; Mammalia; Eulipotyphla; Talpidae
Gene: PJVK
Product: pejvakin
Exons: 6
Coding region: 968-2026 (352 amino acids)
Biological process (GO): programmed cell death
Cellular component (GO): cytoplasm
Source: RefSeq, a predicted model, not a curated record
GAAUUAAGUCUAUGCUUUUCCUCCUACUCCCUCUACAAAUGUAUGUCUAUUAAUUACUAUGGACGAUGUUGUUACGUUGCUGAAAGUACCAUGUAACCACUCUUUCAAAAUAUUAACAACCGCAUAACUAUAUAUAGCAAUACACUAUUUCAUCACUCACAUUUGUUUGCUAAAAUCUUUUUUUAGCCGCAGAAUUCAUUAAAAAGAAGGCAGAACCUUACAUAGCUCUCUUUAAAGGUUGAGUAAGUCAGAUAAUGAAACAAAAAAUAAAUGCAAGCAUGACUCUAUCUCAAAGAAAUGUCUGUGUGUCGGCUUCAGAGUAAGAAACUCCUAAGUCAUAGUAUACAGUAUAUAUAAUUUGACUUUUAUUCCGUAUUUUCUAAAAAUCUGCAUGUAGUUUUAAAAAAUACUGUGAAUUUACAUUUUACAUUAAUUUUGUGCAUACAAGGAAAAUGAAUGAAAUGUUCAAUGAACUGUAUAUCAGAAGGAUUCAAAACCGCACUUCUUGUUGCUAAAAUUAGCAUGACUGGUUAAAGAAGGAAUUCCCUUUGGGCUUAGGUCCAAGGUAGCAUGAUGUCCAGGGCUAACAUUAAUCCCUAAAUUGCAUUGUGCCCUCAAAACUGGCAAACCACUAUCAACAGGGACACUCUCAAGGACAGUGGUAGUAUUUUAGAAUUAUUACUUUUCUCUUUAUACCUGUGUGCUAUAGACUGAAAUUCCAAAUUGAAGUUUUUUUUAUCAAUAGUAUAUCAUUUUACAUCGUUCAUCUAUAAUUCAUUACCUGAGUGCAGCAAGGGAGGCAGUGUUGUGAAUUGUACACUGGUAAACUACUUGGUGGAACCAUGCUUUCUUUUAAGGUGUAUAAUUAUAUUUAAAAUCAACAUUUAGUUUUGUGCCUAAUUUUCUUUGAAAAUAUGGAUUUAUUAUCUGAGGGUUGCAGUUGAUGACUUUUUGAUACCAUAUUAAUAUGUUUGCUGCCGCUACCAAGAGCUUUGUCAAGCAAGUUGGAGAUGGAGGGAGAUUAGUUCCUGUUCCAAGUCUCAGUGAGGCUGACAGAUACCAACCUCUAAGUCUGGUGGUAAAAAAGAAGCGGUGCUUUCUGCUUCCUAGAUAUAAAUUUACUUCCACGCCUUUUACACUAAAAGAUAUUCUUCUAGGAGACAGAGAAAUUUCAACUGGUAUUUCAUCUUAUCAAUUACUGAAUUAUGAAGAUGAAUCAGAUGUGUCUCUUUAUGGAAGGCGAGGCAACCAUAUUGUCAAUGAUGUUGGGAUUAAUGUUUCUGGAUCAGAUUCCAUUGCAGUAAAAGCUUCAUUUGGUGUAGUAACCAAACAUGAAGUAGAAGUACCAACAUUACUCAAGGAAAUUACUACCCGAAAAAUUAAUUUUGACCACAGCUUAAUACGUCAGUCAAGGAGCAACAGAAAGGCAGUAUUAUGCGUGGUCAUGGAGAGCAUUCGAACCACACGACAGUGCUCACUGUCUGUGCAUGCUGGAAUUCGUGGAGAAGCUAUGAGGUUUCAUUUUAUGGAUGAACAGAAUCCCAAGGGAAGGGACAAAGCUAUUGUUUUUCCAGCACACACAACCAUAGCUUUCAGUGUUUCUGAACUCUUCAUCUACUUGGAUGGUGCCUUUGACCUUUGUGUCACUUCAGUGUCAAAAGGAGGAUUUGAAAGGGAGGAAACAGCAACAUUUGCACUGCUCUACAGAUUGAGAAAUAUACUAUUUGAAAGAAACAGAAGAGUGAUGGAUGCCAUUUCUCGUUCACAGCUUUACUUAGAUGAUCUUUUUUCUGACUACUAUGACAAACCUCUCAGCAUGACUGAUAUUUCACUCAAAGAAGGGACUCAUAUUCGAGUUAAUUUACUUAAUCACAAUAUCCCAAAAGGGCCUUGCAUACUUUGUGGAAUGGGGAACUUAAAAAGGGAGACAGUUUAUGGGUGCUUUCAGUGCUCUGUUGAUGGGCAGAAGUAUGUGAGACUUCAUGCAGUUCCUUGUUUUGAUGUUUGGCACAAGAGAAUGAAAUAAAAUGAAAAGUGUACCAGUUGCUAUUUGGGUGCAACCAUUCUACGUACCUUUCCAAAAUUCUCUAGGGUUGCUUUGGUGAAUUGCAGCAAAUUGAAGGAGAAAGAAAAACUAACUUGUCUGGGCAUCAUUUUCCCAUCUAUAAAAUGGAGAUGAUAACUGUGCCUACCUCAUAAAUUGUUAUGAAGUUUAAUAUUAUUAUUUAUGUUAAAAAAGGUUUAAGUAUAGAAUUCAGAAUAUGAAGGUGUUCCUUCAUAACACCUGCUGGUCACUUGAGAAAUGUUUUUUAAGAUUUAGUCUAUUGUUUUAGAUAGCUUUUUACAUAGAUUUUUCUAAAUAUUAUUUGUAAUCUGCAUUUAAUUCAACAUUUAAGGAU